Messenger RNA from Chelonoidis abingdonii (Abingdon island giant tortoise), 1126 nucleotides. The record is from RefSeq and is a predicted model, not a curated record. Lineage: Eukaryota; Metazoa; Chordata; Testudines; Testudinidae.
AGGCUGAGCCGCUGCUGAGCUCAGAGACCGUGGCUGGCUCUAGCUGGCUCUGGCAAGAUGCUGGGGGUGUGAUCUUCCAGCUGUUUUCCCGUCGCCCUCCAGCUGGCCCCCGCCGCGUGAUUAUCAGCCCCUGCAGAAAGCCUGUCCCGCUGCUCCCACUCCCCUCUGCUUUGCUGCCUUUCCUCGGCUUGGCCCCCAGGCCAUCUGGCUGCCUCGCUCUAGACUCUGACCCUGCUCCUCUCGGUUCAGGCUCACGGGUUUCCCACACACCUCGUCGGCAGCAGCCGCUGGAUUUUUGGAGCUGGGCAGCUGCCGGUUUCCUUAGUGAUGAGCUCUGUUGCUUGCAGCAGGGGCCUCCUCCCCGUCUCUGGCCCUGCUCCCUCCGGUUCCUGCCAGCUCUCCGCAAGGCGCUGAGCGAGACAGCGACCUGCAGGCCGGGGCAGCCUGGCUGAGGCUGAACUUGGCUGGCUCUCUCUGCCACAAGCUCAGCCCAGCUCCUCCCGCCUGCCUCGGUCGCCACCCCAGACCAUGGCCUGUGCCGGCUCAGCCGUCGUGGAGGGGGACGCGGCUGCCUUCGCCGCAGCCAUCAGGAGCCUCAUCAACAACCCGCAGUUCAGCGAUGUGACGUUCGUGGUGGGCAGGGAGAGGCAGGAGGUGUUCGCCCAUCGCUGCAUCCUCGCCUGCCGCUGCCAGGCCUUCCAGCGGAUGCUCAGCCAGCCCCAGACAGGUGCCCAGGAGCCGUGGCCCCCCCAGACCCCAUUGGUCCUCAGCCACGUGCAGCCCGAGGUCUUUUUGGCCGUCCUCGAGUUCCUGUACACCAACAGCGUGACCCUCAACAGCCUCACCGCCCUGGAGGUGCUCACCUCGGCUGUGGAGUAUGGGUUGGACGACCUGAGGAAGACUUCCAGCCAUGUUUCAAAAUGCACCAUCCUGGCUGGCUCAGCCAGACCGGUUAAACAGAAGGCAAACGCAGAGCAGGCGGAGGGGGAAGGAAGAGAUCACGCUGGGUGGAGGAGGAUGACAAAGUCUCACAUUGCGGGUGAUAUUUGAGGUCAGGCGGCGGAGGGGGCGAGGUCGGCUGGCUCUUGCUCUCCUUGGCCUGGCUGUUUGUUCCUUCCCCGUCUUG